Trypanosoma conorhini is the source of this 1029-nucleotide messenger RNA. RefSeq lists its product as uncharacterized. Lineage: Eukaryota; Euglenozoa; Kinetoplastea; Trypanosomatida; Trypanosomatidae. The coding region runs from base 1 to 1029 and encodes 342 amino acids. Gene Ontology annotation, biological process: retrograde transport, endosome to Golgi; phospholipid translocation. Gene Ontology annotation, cellular component: trans-Golgi network; endosome. The record is from RefSeq and is a predicted model, not a curated record. The transcript has a single exon.
AUGCUUCCGUCGUGGGAGGCUGCACUGCAUGAGCUUUCCAGCAGCACGUCCGCGACCAAUGAGAGUUCCCUUGUCGAAGUUGUCUCCCAUUUGUCGUGGAAUGAGCUGCCAUACAUUGUCUUCUCCAUUGGCAUGGUGUUUGGACCCCACAUUGGGUACGUAGUUCAGCUUUAUGAAAUGAGUUCUACCAGGAACGUGGAGGGGUACUCCCCACUGGUGUCGUUGAUUCUUCUAGUCAGUAACGAAAUACGCAUUGUGUACUUUGCUGGCCACCAUUUUGCGUUGGCGCUCCUGUUUCAGGCCAUAUUUGCCAUACUGGUGCACUCACUGCUCAUAGUUAUGGUGCUGCACCUCACCCAUUCCGUCCCUAGCUACCCGGGAAGCGGGGAGCCGAGGAACGAGGGGUUGGAGAAUGAAAUUGCCACGGCCAGGCCGCCCCCUGCGGACGCGGCGUCGCCGGCGAAUAGAGAGGAAACCGUCUUGGCGGAGACUUCCUCCCGCUCCAUCCUGGCAAGACUGGAUGACCAGGCCUGCCGUCUUGAGCAGGCGUUGCUGGCUUAUUCCGCUGCAGCUUUCCUCCUUCGAUGCGCCCUAUGGACGCUGAUCUUGUGCAUUGCGGCACUUUUUUACUACGCGGCGGUCGGACCUGUGUGGGAUGCGGCGCCGGAGGUCAUUGGCUACAUUGCGUUGGGCAUUGAGGCGCUACUUGUACUUCCACAGAUCCUUCACAACGACCGGCGACAGUCAACGCAGGGGCUUACCAUGGUGCUGGUGCUCACGUGGUUUCUGGGUGACAUAAUUAAGCUCAUUUACUUCAUCUGCGAUCACCAGCCGCUCCCGUUCAUUCUGUGCGGAGGUUUUCAGUUAUCCCUUGACCUCGUGGUCAUUUGGCAGGUCAUAUAUUUCCGCUUGCGGCGGAGGCCGCUGCGCGUGGACCCGACCCCAACAAAUUAUUUGUCCCAGACUGAGGUUGUCGAUUCAACGGAAUUUCCCCUGGCUGCAUGCAAUGUAUACCGGAAGCCACGAUAA